AACUGCACCAGCCAUAGACGCCAAGCCAAGCCGGCUGGACCCUCCAGCUAGGUGACAGCCACCACGAUGGGGGCUCCGGCCCUGCUGUGGCCUCCCCUGCUGCUGGUUCUGAUGCUGUUUGGUCAACUCCCGGUAACCUUGGCCCAGUCCGAGGUCUGCUAUGUGAACGAGACCAUAUUCCAAGUGGAAGAGAACAAGAAUGUGACUGAACCCCUAGUGGACAUCUAUGUCCCAAAGGACCAGGAGGUGGUCCUGGGACCUUUAUCCACUCCCUUCGCCUUUCGGAUCCUGGGGAAUCAGCUGUUUCUCAAUGUGACUCCGGAUUAUGAGGAAACCCCACUGCUGGAGGCACAACUGGAGUGCAGGAAGGGGAACACAGUGGUGACGCAGCUAAGGGUGUUCGUGGCUGUCCUGGAUGUAAAUGACAAUGCUCCAGAGUUCUCCUUUACGACCAAGGAGCAAGACGUGGCGGAGGACACCAAGGUGAACACAGUGGUCAUCCCUGAGGCAGACCUGCAGGCCACAGAUCGCGACAAAGAUGACAUCCUAUAUUACACCCUUCUUGAAGUGACCCCUGGUGCCAGCAGCUUCUUCUCCCUGAUGGGGGUAAAUCGCCCUGCCCUGAAACUAGACCGUUCCCUGGAUUUCCUCAAGAUGCGGAAUAUGACCUUCCAGCUGUUGGUGCGGGAUACUUGGGAGGAUAAGGUAGAACCCAGCCACACAGCCUCCGCCACCCUAGUCCUGAACGUGGUGCCAGCAGACCUACGUCCCCCCUGGUUCCUGCCUUGCUCCUUCUCAGAUGGCUACAUCUGCAUCGACGCUCAGUACCGUGGGGUAGUCCCCACAGGACACAGACUGCCAUUCCCCCUCAUCUUGCAACCUGGUCCCAUCUAUGCCGUGGAUGGAGAUCAGGGCAUCAAUAUAGACAUCAUCUACAGCAUCAUAGGAGGAAACACAAAUGAUACUUUCACCAUCAACGCAGACUCUGGGAAUCUCACCAUGGCCAAGAGUGUCUCCAGCCCCAUGACCUUCAUCCUGUUGGUCAAGGCUGAACAGGCCGAUCUGGCCCGCUACUCAGUGACUCAGGCCACCGUGGAGGCCCGUGCUGUCAAUGGAAACCACACACUCCAGUUCACUCAGAGGCUGUACCGUGGGAUGGUGGAACUUGGCUCUGGGGCCUACACUGCAGUCAAGGACGCGGCUUCCCCCUUUAAGCUUCUGAGGAUCCAGGCCGUGGACCCAGAUUUCCCGGACUUCAAUUCGGCCAUCACACAUCGAAUCACCAACUGCUCAGAAUUCACAAUGGAUGGGGACAUCGUGCUGACCACCGUGGCUCUAGAGCAAGCAAGGGUCUUCUAUGCAGAGGUGGAAGCCAUCAGCACUGUGACGCAACUCACAGCAACCACAGUGGCAGAGAUUCGCGUAUCAGGCCUGGAGCCUCCCUCCACUGAGUCCCCACCGUCCCCAGAGCCUGGAGGAACAACAAGUAGCACUGCUUCGGAAGUCCCCGGAACCUCUCAGAGACCUACCUCGACCAGCUCUGCGGGGGGCACUGGCCCUCUCCCACCCUCAGGCACGACCCUAAGGCCACCUGCCUCUGUCUUGCCCACAUCUGUGUCCUCCCCCACUGCUGGAAGCAGCCCCUCCCCCCAGCCAGCCACACCUAGUGAGGGCUCAUCAGAGAGCCCCAAACCAGAAAUCUCCCAGCCAACAAACCCCACUGUAGGAACCGGCCCCUCCCCCCAGCCAGCCACACCUAGUGAGGGCUCAUCAGAGAGCCCCAAACCAGAAAUCUCCCAGCCAACAAUCCCCACAGUAGGAACAGGCCCCUCCCCCCAGCCAGCCACACCUGGUGAGGGCUCAGCUCAGACCUCCAAACCAGGAACCUCCCAGCCCACAACCCCCACCGCUGGAACCAGUACCUCCCCCCAUCCAGCCACACCUGGUGAGGGCUCAGCUCAAACCCCCAAACCAGGAACCUCUCAGCCAACAGCCACUGUGUCCAGCAGGAGCCCCUCACCCUCAGGGAUACCAGGAGAAGAUGGCAUUGGCGGGGACAGUGAUGGCCAGCACUUCUCCACGGUGGACAUGGCCGUGCUGGGCGGGGUGCUGGGUGCACUGCUGCUGCUGGCCCUCAUCUGCCUGGGCAUCCUCAUCCAUAAGCACUAUGGUCACCGGUUCCACUGCUGCUCUGGCAAGGCUGCGGAAGGCAAGAUGAGCAGCUUUGACAACCAGGCCUUCCUCUCCGACCCAAAGCCCAGCUGGGAUCCCACCCCUGACCCAGAGCCAGAGUCAGACCUUGCACCUGCAGAGCCACCCUCGGCGCCCCCCAGCCCGGUGCCCACCGUCCCCGCGCCCCCUAGCCCCCAGACCCUCAGCCGUUCCCAUGCCCCGGAGUCUCCUACAGCUGCCGGGGCUGGGGACAGCCCCUCGGCUGUGAGAUCGAUCCUGACCAAGGAGCGGCGGCCAGAGAGUGGCUACAAGGCCGUGUGGUUUGGUGAGGACAUCGGAGCCGAGGCGGACGUGGUGGUCCUCAACGCGCCCACCGCGGAAGCAGACGGCGCCGGCGAUGGUGGUGAGGGGAGCGACGAUGAGGACGACACAGACCCGAAUAGCCACUUUAGAAUUCUGGAGUCCAAGACGUGAGCCCUGCGCGCUAGGCGGUCCAGUGAAGGUCCUCCAUCCCACCCACCCGCGCCACAAGUGCGGGGGGCGCUUCCUGAAAAAGCACCUGUUGUGACAGCCCUGGCCACUAGCUUCCUGGAGUUUCCUAACAGCUGGCCAACCACAAGUUCCUCUCCCUGUGUAACCACGCGGAGGGAGGGUGGGGGAAUACUCAUUGGAGAGCCGCCACCUGACUCCACUGUGGAGGUUUUCACUUGGGGAGAGGUGGAGGAGCCAGGACACCCCUGUCCCCAACCAUCACACACACUCAUUUGGGAGGAGGUGAUAUCUGGGGCCUUCCAGGGUGUCACAGCCUCCUUCUGAAGCUUAUGCUCUGGGAAGGAACACCCUAUUCGUCAUCCCCCCACUAACCAAGACACCCCUGUCCAGCUCCAGCACUGAGGUGUGCGGGGCUGGGGGUGGGGCUGCCGCAGGGUGAGGAGCAGCGCCUUCAGGUCAUGGUCUGUGGGUGCAAGGAGGCCAGGGCCCUCAUAUGAGUGGGGACAGAAGGAACCCGUUAUACUUGAUUCUUGGACAUUUUUUUGCUAGUCUGGACUUUUUCUUGCAGGGCAGCCAUUGGCAUUAUUCCUAAUAAGUAAUCACGGUGAAUUUCUUUCCAGAAGUUAAAAAAGGUUUUUUAUGGGCUGGAGAGAUGGCUUAGCGGUUAAGCGCUUGCCUGUGAAGCCUAAGGACCCCGGUUCAAGGCUCGGUUCCCCAGGUCCCACGUUAGCCAGAUGCACAA
Molecule: messenger RNA, 3406 nt
Organism: Jaculus jaculus (lesser Egyptian jerboa)
Lineage: Eukaryota; Metazoa; Chordata; Mammalia; Rodentia; Dipodidae
Gene: Cdhr5
Product: cadherin related family member 5
Exons: 16
Coding region: 67-2646 (859 amino acids)
Biological process (GO): calcium-dependent cell-cell adhesion; adherens junction organization; multicellular organism development
Cellular component (GO): plasma membrane; catenin complex; adherens junction
Molecular function (GO): calcium ion binding; cadherin binding
Source: RefSeq, a predicted model, not a curated record